GCGGACGAUUCGUUGUAGGAGCAAAUCAAAAUGGCGAGCCAAGAGGAGUCUGUGAGGGAGUUCGUUGCUGUUACUGAUGUGGAUGAGGAGAGGGCCCGGUUUUUCCUUGAGUCCGCAGGCUGGAAUUUGCAGCUUGCACUUGCCAGUUUCUUUGAGGAUGGAGCUGACGACGACAUAGUGACACUUCCUCAGCCUGAAGGAGGCUCAUCAGUCUCCCGAUCUGCAGGACCAAGUGCCCAGCACAGAGUGACCUCAUUCAGGGAUCUGAUGCAUGAAGCUGAGGAGGAGAGUGAUGAAGAGGAAGGCCAGAGGUUUUUUGCGGGAGGAUCAGAACGUAGUGGGCAGCAGAUCGUUGGGCCUCCUAAGAAGAAGAGCUCCAAUGAAGUUGUAGAGGAUCUGUUUAAGGGGGCAAGGGAACAUGGAGCUGUGCCUUUGGACCGUGCUGGGAAAGGGCCAGGAGAGCCUAGCAAAGCCAGGGCCUUCGUUGGUGGAGGUUACAGGCUAGGAGCAGCUCCUGAGGAGGAGUCGGCCUAUGUAGCUGGAGAGAGGCAAGCAUCCAACAGUCAACAGGAUGUACAUGUGGUGCUGAAGCUGUGGAAGACAGGUUUCAGUUUGGAUAAUGGUGAACUCAGAAACUAUAGCGAUCCUGGAAAUGCAAACUUCCUCGAGUCUAUUCGGAGGGGAGAAAUUCCUCUUGAAUUGAGGCAGCGCUCACGAGGGGGUCAGGUCAACCUGGAUAUGGAAGACCACAGGGAUGAGGACUUUUCCAAACCCAAGGUUGCCUUCAAGGCCUUUGAAGGGGAAGGACAGAAGUUGGGAAGUGCCACCCCAGAAUUGGUCUCAGCUCCAGCCACCUCCCAGCAGGACCAGGCUGCGAAUGAGGCUCAGGCCAGUGCCUCUGUGACCCUUGACCCCUCCCAGCCCGUCACCAACAUUCAGAUCCGACUGGCAGAUGGCGGCAGGCUGGUCCAGAAGUUCAACCACACCCACAGGGUGUCUGAUCUGCGCCAGUUCGUGGUUGCUGCCCGGCCUGCCAUGGCCGCCAGAGAGUUUGUUCUCAUGACCACCUUCCCCAACAAGGAGCUGUCGGACGAGAGCCAGACGCUGCAGCAGGCCAACCUCCUCAACGCUGUCAUUGUCCAGCGGCUAAAGUGAAGGGGGCGGUAAAAACAAAGCCCCCCCCUCCACCACCUGCUGGUGUGGCUGAGUAUGUGCAGCCCUGUGAGAAACCUGCUGCCCCUUCUGAGGGAGGAGAAACCAUGGACUUAAUAUGUAUGGACUUCUAAUUCCUGAUUUUUUUGUUUUUCUAAAGUGAAACAUAACAUUCUUCUCCCCUGAUUCCUACUCUCACCCCCUUCUUCAGUGGUCUGCGACAGGCAGUUAUGGGGGUAAAAAAUAAUCUUGCAUUUAAUGUGAGGACCAUGGAAGAGCCUGCAGAUGCUGUUUGAAUAGUGGUUUGGAUGGGGAUGUGUUUACCUUCCACAGUAGGUGGUUGAAACCAUAAAAGGAGGAGCAGUUUGAUUGUACAGAUGUUCAUCAUACCCGGCUUCACCAAUCGCCGACUUGCUCCCUAUGUUUCCUCCUUUAUUAACAUUAUUUGACAUACUCACUAUCACGUACUGGGGCCUCACUGGAUCAGUGCAGCAGCAGAUUUUAGCUCGUUUCCGUCUUAACAGCACAAACCAGAACCACACAAUGAGUAACACUCUUAUUAAGGUGAACAUACACACACUAACACUUGGGUUUUGUACUAGUUUAUUUCUCAAGAAACAAUGAAGAAAGUAUAUCUAGACAAAACCACUUUUUUUUCCCAGUCCAACUUAUACCAGUAGCCUUACGCUCUUUUAUUCACCUCCAGUACCACAACAGAGUCCCUUUGUUCAAAUAAAGAUCAAAGUAUUUUUUUAAACCACCUUUUUUCCCUCCCCCUUUCCCGUUUUUCCUUUACAGAUUGUAGAAUUGUCCCAGUCAGACGGUGGGAUUUUGAUAGUGUGUAACGUGGACACCGUUCCACAUGGCUUUAUUAUCAAACCAAUGGUUGAGCAUUGAACAUAGAGAUUGUAAACACUGGUUUGUAGUAGUGAAAGUUGAAUUCCUCUGACACACUGACAUCUUCUAUGCAUCCUGGGGCAACAGAAAUAUGUUUGGACCUCUGGUAAAAUAAAUCCAUUUUAUGGUUGAUGUAUAAAGAA
Molecule: messenger RNA, 2192 nt
Organism: Sphaeramia orbicularis (orbiculate cardinalfish)
Lineage: Eukaryota; Metazoa; Chordata; Actinopteri; Kurtiformes; Apogonidae
Gene: nsfl1c
Product: NSFL1 (p97) cofactor (p47)
Exons: 9
Coding region: 31-1155 (374 amino acids)
Biological process (GO): Golgi organization; membrane fusion; autophagosome assembly
Cellular component (GO): nucleus; cytosol
Molecular function (GO): ubiquitin binding
Source: RefSeq, a predicted model, not a curated record